AUGGACACCAUGCCGGCCGUCGUCGCGAAGCCCGAGGACAAACCCGUCGCGGCAGGCGAGCGAGAGCAGGACCACGACAUCGCGGCCAGCGAGGAGGAAGAGAUCACGGCCAUGAAGCGCCGUGUGGCGGAGAUGGAAGAGGAGGCCAAGAAGCUCCGUGAGAUGCAGGCCACCCUGGAACAGCAGUCGGCCGACCUCGCCGACGACAAAGAGUCUGUUGACGCGCGCAGCAUCUUUGUCGGCAACGUCGACUACUCGGCCUCGCCCGAGGAGAUCCUGGCGCACUUUCAAAGCUGCGGCUCCAUCAACCGCGUCACCAUACUCUUGGACAAGUUCACUGGACAGCCCAAAGGCUACGCCUACGUGGAAUUUAAGGAACCCAGCUUGGUGCCGCAGGCGCUGGUGCUCAACGAAAGUGUCUUCAAGGGGCGCAACAUCAAGGUGACGCCGAAGCGAACAAAUGUCCCCGGGAUGAGCCGCGGGCGCGGGCGCGGAGGCUAUCGCGGCGGCUACCGGGGCCGUGCUCGUGGUCACGCACCUUACUAG
Messenger RNA from Hirsutella rhossiliensis, 546 nucleotides. RefSeq names its product RNA recognition motif domain-containing protein. Lineage: Eukaryota; Fungi; Ascomycota; Sordariomycetes; Hypocreales; Ophiocordycipitaceae. Bases 1 to 546 code for a protein of 181 amino acids. The transcript is spliced from 4 exons. Gene Ontology annotation, molecular function: RNA binding. The record is from RefSeq and is a predicted model, not a curated record.